GGAACCACUUGCUCUGAUCUAUAAUUUUUCACUGUCUUAGAUCUGGUCUCUCUCUCUCUCUUUCCUAUUUCUUUACACUUGAUUGUUGCCUAUAGCUUCAGGCUACACAGCCGGUGCCAUUCUUGCCCUCUAUGUCUCUCACAGAACACUGAAAAAGGUUUGGUUUUUCGGUGAUUGUCAAUCUAUUCUCCAUCCCUGUUGAUCAAGAAUGCAAUUCUUUGGGGGUUCUGAGAUCAGUCCUUCACCUCCUGCUCCAGCAGCUCCAGGAAACAAUGGCCAUAUGAUGUAUGUGUUUAAUAGGAAUGGUGUGUGCCUGCUCUAUAGGGAGUGGAAUCGCCCCUUGCGGACAUUGGAUGCCCAACAAGACCAUAAGUUAAUGUUUGGUCUGCUUUUCUCUCUGAAGUCUUUAACUGCCAAGAUGGAUCCCACCAGUGCUGCUGAGAAAGGAAACCUUGGUAUGCCUCAGUUACCUGGCCAAGGUUGUUCAUUUCACAGUUUCCGCACUAAUACAUACAAACUUAAUUUCAUGGAAAGUCCUUCUGGAAUAAAGAUAAUCUUGGUGACUCAUCCUAGAACUGGUGAUCUACGGGAAUCCUUAAAGCGUAUCUACAAUUUGUAUGUUGAUUAUGUUGUCAAGAACCCGCUUUAUACACCUGGAUCUCCUAUUAGGUGUGAGCUGUUCAAUACAACUUUGGAUCAAUAUGUGCGAGGCAUUGCGUAGAAGCUGAGUUGUCUUCAUUCAACACUGUAUAUGACUAUUGAGGUAUAACGCCUUGUUUUGCAUGGUGUAUGUUGGAGGCAUUGUGCAUUGAAGCCGAGUUGUUUGACUUGUUUCCAUCAAACACUGUUCAUUUCAUUGAUUUUAUUGAAUCCUACAAUUUAUGUUACCCUGUAUUUCUCUUCAAAUAUAUAUAACAAACUCAAGAUACCUAGUGUGACA
Messenger RNA from Vigna umbellata (rice bean), 940 nucleotides. Its product is annotated as SNARE-like superfamily protein. The record is from RefSeq and is a predicted model, not a curated record. Gene Ontology annotation, biological process: endoplasmic reticulum to Golgi vesicle-mediated transport. Gene Ontology annotation, cellular component: TRAPP complex. Lineage: Eukaryota; Viridiplantae; Streptophyta; Magnoliopsida; Fabales; Fabaceae.